AUGGAUAAUAUUUCAGAGCAACGCGCGUGUAUUAAAUUUUGUUUCAAAAUUGGUAAAAAUGCUACGGAAACUUUUGAAUUGAUAAAAUUGGCUUUUGGAGAUUUUGCACUAAGCCGUUGUGUGACUUUUGACUGGUUCAAACGUUUUAAAGAAGGUCGUAUAUCCAUUGAAGAUGACCAUCGUCCUGGGCGUCCAUCAACAUCAAAAACAAAUGAUACCAUUACUCUAGUUCGAGACAAAAUUAGAUCCGACCGAAGAUUAACUGUCAGAGAAGUAGCUAAUGAAGUUGGCAUAUCAAUUGGUACUUGUCAUUAG
Molecule: messenger RNA, 315 nt
Organism: Macrosiphum euphorbiae (potato aphid)
Lineage: Eukaryota; Metazoa; Arthropoda; Insecta; Hemiptera; Aphididae
Source: the annotation of a GenBank genome assembly